AUGCAGCAGCAAUCGCAUCUUCAUGUGCCUAAGUUCGGAAACUGGGAUGGUGACAACGUGCCCUACACCGCCUUCUUUGAGAAUGCGCGCAAAGAAAAAGCAAGCGGGAUAAGAAUCAAUCCAAACGAUCCACAGCAGAACCCGGAGGCCUUCCUUCCAGUUGCACCCUCUCUCAGUAUAAGCCCGGAUAAUGAGCCAUCACCGGUUUUGCCAAGGUUUGGUAGACACAGAACCACUUACGAACAGCAGGAUGGUAGCCGCACCACAAUGUCCUCGGGAUCAAGCAGUAAUGGUAGUUCUGCCAAUCCAGUCCUUAAGCCCAACCAUCACCACAAAAAAUCAGACAGUAACUAUGCUGAUGACUUUUCGCACAGAUCAGUGUCGGUUCCAAAAUUCGGGCAAUGGGAUGAAAAUGAUCCGAGAUCAGGGGAAGGAUUUACUGUAAUUUUCAACAAAGUGAAGGAGGAAAAACACAUAGCUGCAGCUAAGUUUCCUCCUGUUCCACUACAUAUUACCAACAAUUAUCAGCCUAGCCGCGAAAAGGAGACCACAAAGAAAUGUUGCUGCCUUUUUUGAGGAGCAAAACAUGGGUCAUGAAG
Messenger RNA from Salvia splendens (bonfire salvia), 599 nucleotides. Its product is annotated as RPM1-interacting protein 4. Lineage: Eukaryota; Viridiplantae; Streptophyta; Magnoliopsida; Lamiales; Lamiaceae. Gene Ontology annotation, cellular component: plasma membrane. Bases 1 to 576 code for a protein of 191 amino acids. The record is from RefSeq and is a predicted model, not a curated record. The transcript has 3 exons.